Spirometra erinaceieuropaei is the source of this 366-nucleotide messenger RNA. NCBI's taxonomy places the organism in Eukaryota, Metazoa, Platyhelminthes, Cestoda, Diphyllobothriidea, Diphyllobothriidae. The record is from the annotation of a GenBank genome assembly.
AUGCACACGCUGCCAGCUAACAUUUCGCGCAGAGAUUGGCCUCGCAGACUUCUACAUACCCAACGCAAUAACAACCCGCCAACUCCGCCUGCUGCCUCCGCAAACGCCCUUAUCACUUCCCCUGCACCAACCCCCACGGCGACCACGCCGACGACCGGUGAUCCGACUCCGGAUGCUCCGCCACCGUCGGUCACCCCGGCUGCAUCCUCCGCGACGUCUACCACCUUUCCUACUCCCGCCCACGAUGAGAACACUCCCGACUCCUCGUCAACCACUUGCCUCACCAGCAGCGUGGACUUGAUCCCAACCUGUCCUCACUGUGAUCGCGCAUUCACCUCACACAUCGGCCUGGUCGGUCACUCAUGA